This is a messenger RNA of Syzygium oleosum, 1750 nucleotides long. Its product is annotated as mediator of RNA polymerase II transcription subunit 19a-like. Gene Ontology annotation, cellular component: mediator complex. NCBI's taxonomy places the organism in Eukaryota, Viridiplantae, Streptophyta, Magnoliopsida, Myrtales, Myrtaceae. The transcript has 7 exons. The record is from RefSeq and is a predicted model, not a curated record. Gene Ontology annotation, biological process: positive regulation of transcription by RNA polymerase II. Bases 524 to 1171 code for a protein of 215 amino acids. Gene Ontology annotation, molecular function: transcription factor binding; transcription coregulator activity.
AGAGGGACCAAACCGAGAAAACUAACGUUUGAAACCCUAAUAAUUUCCCCCGCUCUCCCAAGAAAACGAAAUCUCCUUCUUCUCCUCCUCCUCCUUCUCCAAUUCGUUUCGCCCGUCAGAACUCUUCCCAUCUCCCCCGCACCGACUCGAUCGAAGCCUCCUCCUAACCAUCUCAAUUCCCAUUGUUUUGCUCUCUCUUUGCUCAGUCCGGCCCACGCGGCCGAUGGAACAACAUCCCGAAUUCGUCUCUCUGUUCGCGUGCGAAUUCGUUCGGCGAAGCUGAAUUCAAGAACUCAUCUGGGCUUCUUGUUUUUGUUGCUGUUGCUUGGUUUCAAGUUCGAGCCUUACUUGAGCUGGGAUUCGAAUCAGUGUAAAGCUUUUUCAGCUGUUUCAGAGACUAAGUUUGGGUAGAGAGAGAGAGGUUUUGAAUUCUUCCUGUCACUGUGAUCUGUCGAAGAAUAAGCGGCGACCCGGGUUGUUGCUAAAGUCAUAGUUGUGGUUAGCUGCACCAUGAAAGAUUGAUAUGGAUCCAGAAAGCAAGAAUUUUGGAAAAGGACCGAGAGAAUUGACUGGUGCCGUAGAUCUCAUAACUCACUUUAAGCUGUCGCCCCAUCAUGAAUUUUUCUGCAAGAAGUCCCUGCCAUUGUCACUUUCUGACACCCACUAUCUUCAUAAUUUGGUGGGAGAUACUGAAAUUCGGAAAGGAGAGGGGAUGCAGUUGGAUCAGCUCAUUCAGAGUACAUCAAACGGGAGAGAUUCUCACUUCCGCAUACAACCUUUUGACCUAGAUUCUCUCGGAGAUGCAUUCCUUCUUAGGGAAACAACCCGUGUUGACUUGCCUGCAACGGAGAAGGGGAUUCCGACCAUUUCAGGAAAAUCAAGAAGUGAAUCAAAGGAUAAGGAGAAAAAGCAUAAAAAGAAUAAAGAUAAGGAGAAAGAUAGAGAGCAUAAGAAGCACAAGCAUCGUCAUAAAGAUCGGGGCAAAGACAAAGACAAGGAAAGGAAAAAAGACAAAGUUGGGCAACAUGAUUCAGGAGUCGACAACUCCAAAAAACAUCAUGAAAAGAAAAGAAAGCAUGAUGGAGAUGAAGAUCUUAACGAGCACAAACACAAGAAAAGUAAGAAGAGCGCAAAACUUGAUGAGGUGGGAGUCAUAAGAGUUGCGGGAUGAUGUGGUGGCAUAUUAUAAUAGUUCACGUGCCGUCUUCAUGUUUUAUCAGUCUGGGGAUUUCUCUUACUGUUACUUAAGAGUGACUGAAAAUUGACCAAAGAUUUGAAGGUGAAUUCACCUUUGAAGAAUAUUCAGAUGUGAGGUAUAAUUGCUGAAUUUGAUUUCUUUGUAUUACAACUGGGGAUUUCAUAUAGUUGAAACUAAUUUUUUUUUCCAUCAGCUUAAUGGCAGAAUUGGAUGUCCAGCUCUUUAACAUUGUUAAUUAUUUCUUUAAUUUGGAAGCAUAGUUCUAUACUUAGUCUGAACCAGAGUGUCCAGUUUUGACUCCCGAGGAAUAUUUAUUUUGGACUUUAGAGGGGAUGUGUAUAUCGGUAUUCUUUUCCCCUCAUCACAGUAUCAAAUUAGUUAUGUCUAAUAUGCGUAAUUUACUAAGAGGGUUGCAAGCGUUGAGGAAUAUGUCGUGCAUAAUGAUACCUCAGGACAUAAUGUUCAGUGUAUUGUUAUGUCAAACAACGGCAAUUGCCUUCAAUUAAUUACUGAUGGUGUUUCAAGGGGAAAAAGAUGGUGCUAGUUGUUGUA